UAUUUAUUGAAAAGUUGAUUUAAAUUGAACAGAAUUUAUAUGUCAAACGUAGUAUAAAUAGGACCUCUAUGGUUGCCCGAAUGCACAUAUGACAUAACAAACAACAAUAUUCUACGUAGUACUUCAUAGAAUUAUCUAUCUAAGAUGAUGAUGAAAAAAAUGGGGGCUUGGAUGUUGCUAGCAUUAUUGACUUUGGUUGGCGACUGGUGUGGUCGUUGUUAUGGGUGUUUGGAGGAAGAGAGAAUUGGUCUCUUAGAGAUCAAACCUUUGAUCGACCCAAACAGCAUUUACAUGAGAGAUUGGGUGGAGUACAGUAGUAAUUGUUGUGAGUGGUAUGGCAUCAAGUGUGAUAACACUACAGGGCGAGUGAUCCGACUCUCUCUUUGGGAUGCAAGGGAUCAGAGUUUGGGGGAUUGGGUUCUCAACGCAUCUUUGUUUCUGCCUUUUAAGGAAUUGCAAAGUCUUGAUUUGGGUUAUAAUGGAUUAGUUGGUUGCUCUGAGAAUCAAGGCUUCGAAGUCCUAUCAUCAAAACUGAGGAAACUGGAGGUACUUGACCUAAGUGAGAACCGAUUUAAUGAUGAUAAAAGCAUUUUAUCAUGCUUCAAUGGGCUUUCCGCUCUCAAGUCUUUGGAUCUGUCAGACAAUCAGCUGACAGGAUCAGGUCUCAAAGUCUUGUCAUCAAGGUUGAAAAAGCUGGAGAACCUUGACCUAAGUUGGAAUCAAUGCAACGAUAGCAUUUUUUCAUCUAUAACUGGGUUUUCAUCUCUCAAGUCUUUGGUUCUGUCAGCCAAUCAGCUGACAGGAUCAGGUCUCAAAGUCUUGUCAUCAAAGUUGAAAAAGCUGGAGAACCUUGACCUGAGUGACAAUCAAUGCAACGAUAGCAUUUUUUCAUCUCUAAGUGGGUUUUCAUCCCUCAAGUAUUUAAAUCUAUCACAGAAUCAGCUGACAGGAUCAUCUACUGGUAUCAAUAGUUUUCAAGUGCUAGCUUCAGCGUUGAGGAAUUUGGAGGAACUUCGUCUGAGUUACAAUAAAUUGAACGACAACAUUUUAUCAUUUCUCAGUGGAUUUUCAACUCUCAAAUCUCUAGAUUUAUCAGACAACAUGUUCACAGGAUCAACUGGUCUCAAUGGUUUAAGGAAUUUGGAGGAACUUUAUCUGGGUUCCAAUAAAUUUAACAACAACAUUUUAUCAUCUCUCAGUGGAUUUUCAACUCUCAAAUAUCUAGAUCUGUCGAACAAUAGCUUCACAGGAUCAACUGGUCUCAAUGGUUUAAGGAAUUUAGAAACCUUGUAUCUGGGAAACACUGACUUCAAGGAAAGCAUUUUGAUAGAGUCAUUGGGAGCGUUGCCAUCCCUCAAGACCUUAGAUGCAAGUUAUAGUAAUUUUACACACUUUGGGAAAGGGUUGUGUAAUUCGUCUAGCCUUGAAGAAGUGUUCCUCGAUGAUUCUUCACUCCCAGCAAGCUUUCUUAGGAACAUUGGACCCUUGUCUACUCUUAAAGUCCUAUCCUUGGCCGGAGUUGACUUCAAUAGCACCCUACCUGCUCAAGGUUGGUGUGAACUGAAGAAUCUUGAAGAGCUAUAUCUCUUAGGAAACAAUCUAAAGGGUGUACUCCCUCCUUGUUUGGGAAAUCUAUCAUUUCUACAAAUCUUGGAAUUAUCUCACAAUCAAUUGGAGGGAAAUAUUGCCUUUAGUCACCUUUCCCAUCUUACGCAGCUUGAAUACCUCUCAGUUUCAAAUAACUACUUUCAAGUUCCAAUAACAUCUGGUUCAUUUAUGAACCUCUCCAACCUCAAGUUCAUUGCAUGUGAUAACAAUGAGCUAAUAGCUGCACCCAGUUUUCAGCCUUCAGCUCCCAAGUUCCAGCUUCUUUUCUUUAGUGCUUCAAACUGUACUCCAAAACCACUCGAGGCUGGAUUUACAAACUUCCUGCAUAGCCAAUACGAUUUGAUGUUUGUUGAUCUAUCCCACAACAAAUUCGUUGGAGAACCUUUCCCAUCUUGGCUGUUUGAGAAUAAUAGAAAGUUAAAUCGACUAUAUUUGAGAGACACCUCAAUUACAGGUCCUUUGCAGCUGCCACAACAUCCAACACCCUACCUUCAGACAGUAGAUAUUUCUGGCAACACCAUACAUGGUCAAAUUGCAAGGAACAUAUGUUCGAUUUUUCCACGUUUGAAGAACUUCUUGAUGGCUAACAACAGCCUCACAGGUUGCAUUCCUCGUUGUUUUGGGAAUAUGAGCUCUCUCGAAUACUUGGAUCUUUCCAACAAUCACAUGUCUUGUGAACUGCUUGAGCAUAAUUUGCCAACAGUAGGCUCCUCGUUGUGGUUUUUGAAGCUGUCCAACAACAACUUCAGUGGGCGAUUACCACCAUCUGUGUUCAACAUGACUUACCUACUUUACCUCCUUCUAGAUGGAAACAAAUUUGUAGGAGAAGUACCAGGUACUUUUUCUCUUGAAUCAUCACUUUUGUGGUUGGAUAUCAGUAACAAUCUUUUGUCAGGAAUGCUUCCAAGGGGAAUAGGGAACUCUUCAAAAAGCCAACUUGAUGGAAUUGAUUUGUCCAGAAAUCAUUUUGAAGGUACCAUUCCAAUAGAAUAUUUCAAUUCUCAUGGGCUUGAAUUUUUAGAUCUUUCUGAAAACAAUCUGUCUGGGUCUUUGCCGUUGGGCUUCCAUGCAUCAGAUUUACACUAUGUCCACCUUUACAGAAAUCAAUUGAGCGGUCCACUGCCAUAUGCUUUUUGUAAUCUCUCUUCGCUGGUUAUAUUUGAUCUCGGCGAUAACAACUUAACUGGGCCCAUUCCAAAUUGGAUUGAUAGCCUUUCGGAAUUGAGCAUUUUUGUUCUCAAAUCUAAUCAAUUCAAUGGGAUACUUCCUCAUCAGUUAUGCUUGUUAAGGAAAUUAAGCAUAUUGGAUCUUUCAGAAAAUAAUUUUUCUGGUCUGUUACCCUCAUGUUUGAGCAAUUUAAAUUUUACGGCAUCGGAUGAAAAAACUUCGGUUGAGCCUGGUAGGAUGUCAGGAGAUGAUGGAAUCCAGGAAGAAAUAUUUGCAUUGAUAGGUUAUUAUCUUGAUGACAAAAUUGUGUUGCCAGUGAUCGAUGUAAAAAUAGCUGUGGAGCUUACAGCAAAGAAAAAUUUCUACUCUUACGAAGGCGGUAUCCUUCGUUACAUGUCUGCUUUGGAUCUUUCUUGUAACAGAUUCACUGGAGAAAUACCGACAGAAUGGGGAAACUUAAGUGGGAUAUAUUCUCUAAAUCUGUCACAUAAUAAUCUCACUGGAUUGAUCCCUUCAUCCUUCUUCAAUCUGAAGCAGAUAGAGAGCUUGGAUCUUUCUCACAACAAUUUGAAUGGGAGAAUUCCUGCACAACUCGUUGAACUGACCUUUCUAGCUGUUUUCAACGUGUCGUACAAUAAUUUGUCAGGAAGAACACCGGAGAUGAAAAAUCAAUUUGGUACCUUUGAUGAAAGCAGUUAUAAAGGGAAUCCUCUUCUUUGUGGACCUCCAUUGCAAAACAGUUGCGACAAGACAGAAUCACCAUCAGCGAGAGUGCCUAACGAUUCCAACGGAGAUGGUGGCUUCAUAGACAUGUACAGUUUCUAUGCCAGCUUUGGUGUGUGUUACAUAAUUGCGGUGUUGACAAUUGCAGCAGUACUGUGCAUAAAUCCGCAUUGGCGACGCAGGUGGUUUUACUUCAUUGAAGAAUGCAUCGACACUUGCUACUGCUUUUUGGCUAUAAACUUUCGCAAGUUGUACAGAUUCAGAAGGUGAUUGGGUCUUAUCAUGAGCGUGCGGGCUGCUUUCUGAAUUUGUUGCAAUCCUCUGUGGAGAAGAAGUCGCAUUCCAAAUCAAUGGUUGCUCACAACAUGUAUAGCAAUUUGCCUGUGAGAAGUGUUCUGUCGAAGUGUGGUUCUUGUUGCUUAGCCUUUCUGUUUUGACAUGACUUGUGUUUGUCCUUGUGCUUGUAUCCAUAUUUGUUUGUUUCUUUGUUAUGUUUUAAUUAUGUGGCGUUUUGGUCUUAGAUUUGGAGAAUGAGCAACCAACCAAUAUUUCUUGGCUUCUUGUGAUUACUAUAUCCCUAAUAAUAUGGAAUUUAUUCACAAGAAAUAGUUUACAGUAGCGUAUUUUCUCAAUUAAAAUAACAAUUAAUAGAACCAAAAGAUCAUACCAGCAAGGUGAAAUGUGGUUCUACAAUAAUUUUGUUUGCUGAAAGAACACAAGUCUAAACUUAAAACAAGGCAACGACAUAAUCUGCCUUCCUUGCAAUAAUGUGCUUGAUUGCUCGUAUUUAGACCUCCUCUCCUGUCCCGUUUGCCUCAUCCAUGUAAAAAGCAAAUAAACAAACAUAAAGUUCGAUACUUUUAAUUGAAUUGAAUUGCCAGUAAGUUCUUUGUCCAUUUAAACAGAGGAUUUAACUUUCAUGUA
Messenger RNA from Populus trichocarpa (black cottonwood), 4422 nucleotides. Its product is annotated as receptor-like protein 13. The coding region runs from base 145 to 3768 and encodes 1207 amino acids. Gene Ontology annotation, molecular function: protein binding. The record is from RefSeq and is a predicted model, not a curated record. The transcript is spliced from 10 exons. Lineage: Eukaryota; Viridiplantae; Streptophyta; Magnoliopsida; Malpighiales; Salicaceae.